This is a messenger RNA of Dovyalis caffra, 816 nucleotides long. The record is from the annotation of a GenBank genome assembly. Lineage: Eukaryota; Viridiplantae; Streptophyta; Magnoliopsida; Malpighiales; Salicaceae.
AUGGAACCUUCGGCAUUAAAGAAUGGAGUUGUUGAGACAAAUAAUAGAAACCCAUGCAGUCCUAAGCUCUAUAAAAGCAACCUUGUGUCCGCUCGAUUCCACACCACAAGAAAAGAAAUAUCAGCCAUAGCUAUAACAAUGAAGCCUAUGUUACUAGCUCUCUCCUUCCUUCUGUCAACCUCCAUGAUAACACUGUUUUCCGAAGCAGCUAAAGCUUCAGGAAAUGUAUUACGUGACCUUAAAGGCGCUAAAGCUUCAGGAAAUGCAUUACGUGACCUUAAAGGCGACGAGCUUCGCGCUGGUACUCCAUAUUAUAUAGUGUCAGCUAUCUUCCCUCUUGGUGGUGGUGUCAGCCUAGACAAAGUUAAGAACGAUACCUGCCCAACUGAUGUAACUUUACUACGAAACCCUUUUGAUAAUGGUAUCCCAGUAAUAUUCUCAACUUAUGAUGAGGAAAAUGUAAUUACGGAUUCCACACCAAUAUCCAUCAGUUUUGAUACCAAAUCUAGUUGUGCUGAAUCAACCACAUGGAUAGUUGAAGAAGAUGAGUCCUCAACAUCAGCAAGCCUUUUUGUGACUAUUGGUGGAGCAAAAGAUUAUAGAAACGCUGAAUUCAGGCUGAUCAACGAGGGAGGAAUAUUGACUUCCAACUACAAGCUACAAGCCUUCUUCGUGGUUCGUGGCUUUGGCUAUAUCAGUGAUGUUGGUGUCGAUGACAGUCUAUUUGGAGCUAGACGUUUGGCUAUGACAGAGGCACCAUUAUUGGUUUCAUUUAGAAAAGUCGAAGACGAUAUUAACGGAUUAAGAAAUGAGUAA